AUGGCUGUAACCGAUACACCGAAGAGCAACUUCCACGUUGCAGUGUGCGGCGGCGGCAUCGGCGGCCUCUGCACCCUCAUCGGCCUCCUGCACCAAAACAUCUCAUGUACGCUUUACGAAGCUGCACCAGCAUUCGCUGAGAUUGGCGCCGGUGUCUCAUUCGGCGACAAUGCCGUUAGAGCAAUGAGCCUUAUAGAUCCUGAGAUCAAGAAUGGCUACGAUAAAAUUGCUACCAGUAAUGCUUCGUCGGCGUGGAAGAAGUGCUGGUUUAACUUCACGUUGGGAAUGAAGGAUGAUGGUUGGAAGGAUUUGAAAGCUCCGGGGAAAGAGGGCGUGCAGGUUGCUCCGGUCAUGGCUGGUGACGUAGGCCACAGCUCAGUACACAGAGCACACUUCUUAGACGUACUGGUCAAACUCGUCCCAGAUGGUGUAGCCAAGUUUGGAAAGAGAGUCGAAAACGUAGAGAAAGUCGGCGAUAAGAUGCAAAUAACUUUCCAUGAUGGAAGUACCGCUGAAGCCGAUGCUGUCAUUGGAUGUGACGGCGUGAAGUCACGGACGAGACAGAUAAUCCUAGGAAAAGAUCACGAGAGCACGAGUCCUACUUUUACAGGGAAAUAUGCGUACAGAGGUCUGAUACCGAUGGAGAAGGCGGCAGAUGCUCUUGGAGAUGAUUUGGCGAGGAAUAGUCAGAUGUAUAUGGGUCGACACGGGCACGUACUCACAUUUCCGAUUGAGAACGGAAAGACGAUGAAUGUUGUGGCAUUCCAAUCAAAGCCAGAUGGGAAGUGGGAGGAUGAAAGAUGGGUUUUACCUAUGAAGAAGGAGGAUAUGUUCAAUGAUUUCCAGGGUUGGGGGACAAGCGUGCAGCAGAUUCUCUCGUUGAUGGAGAAGCCUGAUGUAUGGGCACUAUUCGACCACCCUCCAGCGCCAACAUAUUACAAAGGUCGCCUCGCUAUCCUAGGAGAUGCCGCACACGCAUCAACACCUCACCAAGGUGCCGGAGCCGGACAAGCAAUUGAAGAUGCAUUCAUCCUUUCCAACCUUCUCGGCCAGGUAAAGACAGUCAACGAUAUCGAAAAAGCUUUCCACGCAUACGACGCCGUGCGUCGACCGCGAAGUCAGCAGGUAGUGAGAACUAGCAGGGAAGCGGCAGCUAUCUAUGAAUUUGAGGAUGAGACUCUCGGAACGGAUUUGUCGAAGAUUAAGAAGAGACUGCAAGAGCGGUUUGAGUGGAUUUGGGAUGAGGAUUUGCCACAGCAAUUGAAGAAGGCGCAGGAUGUGAUGGAUAUGAAGGCGAAUCUGUAG
Messenger RNA from Cadophora gregata, 1305 nucleotides. RefSeq lists its product as uncharacterized. Gene Ontology annotation, molecular function: FAD binding. The transcript is spliced from 4 exons. Gene Ontology annotation, biological process: secondary metabolite biosynthetic process. The record is from RefSeq and is a predicted model, not a curated record. The coding region runs from base 1 to 1305 and encodes 434 amino acids. Lineage: Eukaryota; Fungi; Ascomycota; Leotiomycetes; Helotiales; Ploettnerulaceae.